Messenger RNA from Sorex araneus (European shrew), 1440 nucleotides. Its product is annotated as olfactory receptor 1J4-like. Gene Ontology annotation, molecular function: G protein-coupled receptor activity; olfactory receptor activity. Gene Ontology annotation, cellular component: membrane. Gene Ontology annotation, biological process: G protein-coupled receptor signaling pathway. The transcript has 2 exons. Lineage: Eukaryota; Metazoa; Chordata; Mammalia; Eulipotyphla; Soricidae. Bases 1 to 1440 code for a protein of 479 amino acids. The record is from RefSeq and is a predicted model, not a curated record.
AUGAAGAGACAGAAUGAGACCAGAGUUUCUGAAUUCCUCCUCCAGGGUCUCCCUAUACCACCAGAACAACAGGGCUGGUUCUUGACCCUCUUCCUGGUCAUAUACCUGACCACCGUACUGGGGAACCUGCUCAUCGUCCUGCUCAUCAUGAUAGACUCUCGCCUCCACACACCCAUGUACUUCUUCCUCAGUGUCUUGGCCUCCAAUGAUGUGACUUUAUCAUCUGUCACGGUUCCCAAAAUGUUGGUGGACAUGCAGAGUAAUCACAAGUCCAUCUCCUAUUCAGGAUGCGUUUCUCAGGAGUAUUUUUUAAUAUUUUUUGCUUGUAUGGACAAUUUCCUUCUUGCAGUGAUGGCCUAUGACAGGUAUGUAGCCAUCUGUCAGCCACUCCACUACACCAUGAUCAUGAGGCAGGAGCGAUGUAUCUCAUUAGUAGGUUGGUGCAUGUUUUUCAGUUUUUUGCACUCUCUGCUAAACGCUCUUCUCUUGAUCCAAGUCAUGAGGCAGGAGAACCAGAGCAGCGUGUCUGAAUUCUUCCUACUGGGCUUCCCCAUCCCCCUGGAGCAGCAGUUCCUGUUCUUCACCCUCUUCCUGGUCAUGUACCUGACCACCGUGCUGGGGAACCUGCUCAUCAUCCUGCUCAUCAGGCUGGACUCCCGCCUCCACACCCCCAUGUACUUCUUCCUCUGCCACUUGGCUCUCACUGACGCCUCCUUUUCAUCGGUCACGGUUCCAAAGAUGCUGCUGAACAUGCAGACUCAGCACCCAGCCAUCUCCUACUCGGGGUGCAUUUCACAGGUGUAUUUUUAUUUGGUUUUUGGCUGUGUGGACAACCUCCUUCUCUCGGUGAUGGCAUAUGACAGGUAUGUGGCCAUCUGUCACCCUCUACACUACACCCUCAUCAUGAGGAACGAGCUUUGCGUGCUGCUGGUGGCUGGCUCCUGGAUCAUCUCCUGUAGCAGUGCCCUCUUGCACACCCUUCUCCUGGCCCAAUUGUCCUUCUGUGCUGAUAACAUCAUUCCCCACUUCUUCUGUAGUCUCUCAGUCCUGCUUAAGCUGUCCUGCUCCAACACAUCUCUCAAUGAACUGGUCAUAUUCACUGCAGGAGCUGCUACGGUUGUCUUUCCACUGAGUGGCAUCCUGGUUUCUUAUGGUUGCAUUGGGGCCUCUAUCUUACGGGUUCCAUCCACCAAAGGUAUCAGCAAAGUCUUGUCCACCUGUGGCUCCCACCUCUCUGUGGUCUCUCUGUUCUAUGGCACGAUUGUGGCGAUAUACUUUUCCCCUGCAUCAAGCGAUUCCAAUAACAAAGACAUGAUUGCCUCUCUGAUGUACACCGUGGUGACCCCCAUGUUAAACCCCUUCAUCUACAGCCUAAGAAACAGAGACAUUAAAUUAGCUCUGAGGACUCUUUUCAGAAAGAGGGUCCUCCUUGCCAAGUGA